Messenger RNA from Oryzias melastigma (Indian medaka), 2071 nucleotides. Its product is annotated as receptor-interacting serine/threonine-protein kinase 3. NCBI's taxonomy places the organism in Eukaryota, Metazoa, Chordata, Actinopteri, Beloniformes, Adrianichthyidae. Bases 376 to 1749 code for a protein of 457 amino acids. The transcript has 10 exons. Gene Ontology annotation, biological process: protein phosphorylation. The record is from RefSeq and is a predicted model, not a curated record. Gene Ontology annotation, molecular function: JUN kinase kinase kinase activity; ATP binding.
CAAAGUAUCUUCAUAGAGAAACAAGGUAACUUUAUGUAAGACAAAACCCCCCCCCCCAAAAAAAGGGGGGGGGGGGGGGUUCUCUUUUUGAGCAAAACCGUACCUCAAGGAACACAUAAGACAUUCACCCAGACAUUUUUUAGUAAGUUUUUCAACACGAGAACAAAUUGCCUUCAGGCCAUUUAACUUGAAAAACAACUUCUGUGUUCUUUUCAUGUGGGCUUUACCCAAUCCAACAUUUUCUCAUAAACUCCACCCCUCAACUGCAGUUUGCAAGCUUCUUUCAGUAUCGCCAUUUAAAGCUCAGUCUUGAACCGUGUCUUGAAGUUCCAUACACGCCGAGAGUAAAUUGCUCUCAUCACUCAUCAGAAAAAGAUGGAGGAUAGAAAGUUUGGUAAUGACUCCUUGUCAGAUUGGACUCAAAUCGGUAAAGGAGGUUUUGGGAAUGUGUACAAGGCUAAACAUGAGAAAAUGGGACACUAUGUGGCUAUUAAGCUGCUCAAUGAUGUUGGUGUGGAGAAGUCACUGUUCCAGGAGGCUAAAUUUCAGAAAGUGUUCUCCUGUAAAUUUGUCCUGAGGGUUUAUGGGAUAUACGAGGGAACUCCACCUGAUGAAAAAAUCAAGCAAAAAGGAAUGGUCAUGGAGUUCAUGAAAAGAGGAUCUGUUAAGACUCUUUGCGAAAACUUGUGUGGUCCUCCACCGUUUGCACUGGCCUGCUGUUUGAUCCAUGAAGUGGCUUUAGGAAUGCGUUUCCUUCACUCAGAGGGUUUCCUGCACCGUGACCUAAAACCAGAGAAUGUAAUGUUAUCUGAUGAUCUUCAUGCCCAGUUGGCAGAUUUUGGUCUGUGCGCAGUGUCCGUCACUUAUUGCGCUAGCAAUCAAGAAGAAACACAGAAUGCAGGCACAGUCAAGUACAUGCCACCUGAAGCUUUAGAUAAUCCAAACUACAAGCCUGCUCGUUCUUUUGAUGUGUAUAGCUUUGCUAUAUUUCUCUGGGCCAUCCUUUCUGGAGAAGAACCUUAUCCAAGUGCUGGUAGAGCGCUAGUGGAAAGAUGUGUCAAAAAAGGUCAAAGACCCCCUCUUGAUGAGCUAUCAAAGAAUAGUACAGCAGGAAUGAAAGAUCUGCUUGAUCUGAUGCAGAAGUGCUGGGAAGGUGAUCCAUCAAAGAGGCCAACAUUUGCAGAUCAUCAAGAGAUUGUUUCCCUAACUGAGAAUGUGUUCUUAAAGCAUGAACACAAAAUAUAUGAUGAGGUCAACAAGGUUUUAAAAAAGCUGGACUCCGGCACCAGUGACCCUCUGGAAAUUCCUGAGGAUAUUGUAGAUCACCCUGCACCUCCAACACAGCCAAAUCUGACAGAUGAGGAGAAAGCCAACUUUGUUGACAGCAAGAUGACAGAUUUAUUACAAAAAACCACCAGGAUAAUGACAAUCGUUGAGGAGCUUGGAGACAUGGUCCACAGUGAAGCCUCCUCGGAGAUUGUAAAACAAAGCACAAGCUACAAGAAGAUGAUUGAGCUCUGGGACGGACCUUUACAUUCAGGAGGAACACCAGUCAAAGCAGCGUUUUAUGACGCCCUUAAAAAGCAUGAGCCAGAGCUGGUGAAGAGCCUUGGUAUGAUUUACUCAAGCAUGUGUAUUUGUUGUUUAAAAGUCAUCAAAAGUCUAACAAUAUUUUUUCCCCUCAGGUGGCUAAAUCCACGAAGGCCAAAGAUGUUCCAGAUUACUCUCUUUUCAGAAUUCUUUCAGUAAAACAUGAAAGAAACAAACAAUCGAAAAUUACCUAAUAACUUAUGUUCAAACGUCAACAGGUGUUUAUUUAUUUGAACCAUCAUUUUAUAUGAAAAGUAUAGGGUUUACUCAGAUUAAAAUGUAAAAAUGCAUUUUUUUUUUACAAUUUUACUGUAAUUGUUCUGUUACAAAGUCCCAUAAAUUCCUACCCACUAGACUUUUUUUUUUUAGCUUUUUUUUAAGACUGUAUGGGAGCCAGUUUUUCUGAAAAAUUGAUUUGAGUUAUUCUCCAUGAAUUAUUAGGAUCUAGGUUUUUAUAUUGUAGGGGAUGGGGUGUGUCUGC